GUAGGUACGAUUUAUAUCGAUGAAUCAUGAAUUUACCUAUUUAAAAAGUACACAAUUGAGAGUUGCAGAGUCACAAUAAUUUUGAAACUGAGUAUCGGAUUGUGUUUUAAAAUGUAUCGUUUUUAUUUUCUCAUAUUUGCGUUUGUAUUUUUUGUAUCAGUUCAAUGUGUGCCAGCUGCACAUUACAAUUUUUCAAAUUAUAAUUAUGGAAUGAUAAACAGUGAAACAAUUAGACUACAUAAAAAAACGAUACUCGAAGAUCAUUAUGAACAAAAGAAGGAAAUCAAAGUUGCGAUUCCAAGUUCUCAGAGAAGAUUCGCUAGAAGUGUUUUGAAAAAUGAAAACAGCAGAUGGCCCAGUCCAAUCAUUCCAUUCGAAAUUAGUCCAAAUAUGUCUUCGAAAGGAGUGAAAAUGAUCCAUAAAGCGAUGCGACAUUACCAAAAUCUUACUUGCUUGAUAUUUAAACCGAAAAGUGAUCUGGAUAAGGAUUAUAUUUAUUUCGACAAUCGUCCAGGUGCUUGUAUUUCAGAUUCUACUGGCAGAAAAGGCGGUCGUCAAGAUAUUAACCUGGAUGAAAAAUAUUGUUUGAAUACUUCGGAACUUGCAAUCCAUGAAAUUUUCCACGCCUUGGGAUUCAAUCACGAGCACACCAGACCAGACAGAGAUGAUUACAUUACUGUUCAUUGGGAAAACAUAAUGCCUGCGGCGAAUCAUUCAUUUAUGAAAGAAAAAUGGGAAGAUGUAGAUACUUUGGGCCUUCCUUACGAUUAUCGAAGCAUCGUUCAUAUUCAUGCGUUUGGUGGAUCGAUAAAUGGCAAUGCUACGUUAUCAGCCAAAAUACCAAAUCAAACUCUGGGAUCUACAGGACGACUCAGCGAAUUGGAUGUACGCAAGAUUAAUAUUCUGUUCAAGUGUAACGAUUCACUUUCGACUACCUCGACACUUCCGGGUACAAAUAAACCCAUUGAAAUUACUACAAGUACACCUCAAACUGAAAGCACCACAACAAUGAAACCUCGAACAGAAAGCACCACCACAGCAACAACAACAACAAUGAAACCUCAAACAGAAAGCACCACUACAAUGAAACCUCGAACAGAAAGCACCACCACCACCACAACAACAACAACAACAAUGAAACCUCAAACAGAAAGCCCCACCACCACAACGACAACAACAACAACAAUGAAACCUCAAACAGAAAGCCCCACCACCACAACGACAACAAUGAAACCUAAAACCGAAAGCACCACCACUACGACAACAACAACAAAGAAACCUCAAACAGAAAAGACCACCACCAUGACACCUACAACAAAGAAACCUCAAACUAAAAGAACCACCACCACGACGACAACAACAAAGAAACCUCAACCAAAAAGAACCACCACGACGACGACGACAACAAAGAAACCUCAACCAAAAAGAACCACCACCACGAUAACGACAACAACAAAGAAACCUCAGCCAAAAAGAACCACCACCACGACAACGACAACAACAAUGAAACCUCAGCCAAGAAGAACCACCACCACGACAACGACAACAACAAAGAAACCUCAACCAAAAAGAACCACCACCACGACGACAACAACAACAACAACAACAACAACAACAACAACAACAACAACAACAACAACAACGAAACCUCAAACAACAAGACCUCUAACCAAAAAACCUGUAAUAAUCACAAUGCAACCUCCAGCAAAACCUCAAACAAGAAGACCUCAAACCAAAAAACCUGUAAUAAUCACAAUGCGACCUCCAGCAAGAAGACCUCGAAGAAGAAGAACUACAACAAGAAGACCUCCAACCAGAAAACCUGUAACAACCACACCAAAGCCCAAAACCUGCAGAAAUGAUUGCUACUUUUUCUAUUUUUGUAUCGGAUAUGUGGUAUGUGCGGUGACUUCGGCAUGGGAUUGGGUUUGGGGAUUGUGGUGUUAACGGUAUGGUAAAAUUAGAUAUGUACAUGCACGAUCAAAAUACACGCAUUUAUUAAUAUGUACUAUUAAACCAUCCAUACCUGUUUGUAAAUUUUUCUGCAGAAAUUUAAUUUGUUUUAAAAUCGAUUUCUAUUAGACUUAUUCAAUACCUAAGUAAGAAUUGAAUUAAUUUAAUUUGAAGUUCGAAUAGAAAUUCACUGUAGAUUUAUGUGAAAAAAA
Planococcus citri (citrus mealybug) is the source of this 2165-nucleotide messenger RNA. RefSeq names its product zinc metalloproteinase nas-14-like. The record is from RefSeq and is a predicted model, not a curated record. The transcript has 6 exons. The coding region runs from base 112 to 1947 and encodes 611 amino acids. Lineage: Eukaryota; Metazoa; Arthropoda; Insecta; Hemiptera; Pseudococcidae. Gene Ontology annotation, molecular function: zinc ion binding; metalloendopeptidase activity. Gene Ontology annotation, biological process: proteolysis.